GUCAUGGUCUGGGGAGCUUAUCCCCACCAGGUGUAGACCAGUUCCUAGUUUUGCUGCUGUAGGCUAAGCCUGAAGAGCAGCUCAGCAGCAACCAGUCUGGUUUACUUGUGGUUUUUGCCUGUUUUUCCCCAAACCUCACUCAUGGUGGAUAAAUGUCGACAUCUUUUGUCCUCUAAAGCUAAUAAACCAAAAAUCUGCAUCUUCUCACCUGUUUCCCGUCCAGCGUGUACAGCCUCUUCACGGCUCCAGAGUCCAGCUUUAUGGCCUCAGUGAUGUCGGCCAGGACUUGUUCGAAGGAGUGAGCCGUCUUCUUGUUCAGAAGGAUCCUGACCGCCUUGCGCGGCUUCACGCCGCUCCUGAUCACCGUCACCAGUUUGGGUUUGAUGAAGUCUUUGCUCUCCCGGCUCUCCCGGCUUUCAAGGCGAUCUUUAGAGCCGGCGCCCGUGCUUGCCGACACCCCUGUCGAUACCGUAGAAGGCCGGGGGGAACUUGUGGUGCUGACCCCGGCGCUGGCUCCAGGCUUCCAGCUGGGGAUGGAGAUCUUGGUGUAGUCGACCUUUCGGUACGGCUCGUUGGAGGCACAAACGUAGCACUCACCUGAGCAGAGGGGAGAUGGACAGAAGGGGGGGAAGUGUGAUGUACAGUAACUGCUCCUCUCUCGUGUCAGACCCUGAGUUCAGAGCUGGAGGUUGUUAAAGAGCUGCUGUAGUCGAUAACAGCGGCGCGCUAACCCUCUGGCUCUCUUGUGUGUGUGUGUGUGUGAGUGUAGAUGAAGUGGAGGUGACAGCAGAUGUCGGGUUCACUCCUUCUCUCAGUGUGAGACGUGAGGAGGAAGCCGAACAACAGAUCAGCUUCUACACCAGCUGAUGAAAACAAAGAGCAGGAUUGUUCCUGCACAGUUCCUGCCUGCUGGUAUCAAGUGUGGAGCUUUAUGAGGAACCAGCCUUAAUUCAGGUAUUAGUAAUAUUACUACGCUGUAAAAAGUGUAACUGUGGGUUUGAGUUUUCAGGAGUACGUUUUCACGUUAAUUCUUACAGUUUUGCCUUUUUUAUUUUCCAAAUCUUAUACUUUCCCUUCUUUGGGAUGAACCCCAAAAACUUCUAUUUCUACCAGUAAAGAAGUCAAUAUUUUUCCAAAACAACUUAAAGUCAUAAUUAUUAAAGGUAGGGUAGUCAGGAUCUGAGUUAGUGCCAGUUUUUGGGAGAAAUCUUGAAUGUAAACUCUACCCCUCCCAACCAGUUUUCCCCUCAAGCCCCGCCCACAAACAGACGCUCCUGCUCGCUCGUAUCGUUCCAAUUAAAUUCAGAUAUAAUGCAGAUAAAUACUUCAGAUCAUUACAAAUGGGGCCCAGUCAAGGUGAAAGUCAAAAGCAUUGGUGCUACUGUAGAUGCCAACAGACUACCAGCAAACACAAUUAGUGCUCGAGCAUUGAUGGGGACCGGGACUAACAUUCCGAUUUUCCCGGAACCGUUUAAAUUUUAAAAUUUCAAUUCCAAGUUUCGAUGCCGGAGUCUGCCGACCAGUAGAAAUAGCCCCUGAACACCACUACGGAGAAUAGUUAGGAACCGGAAUCGAAACCAGGAAUCGGAAUUGGAAUCGGAACCGGAACCGGAAUCGGAAUCGGAAUCGUUCAAAAUCAAACGAUACCCAACCCUUAACGCAAUGUUUGCAGGACUUCUACAACUAGGAUAAAGUGACAUAGUCCAGGACCCGAGGGAGGACAGUUUAGCGAUGGCGCUACAACACGCUACAGCAGGUCCGUUUGACAAGAAACACUUCUGUUACAGACACUUGUCUUACUUUGUUAAAGCGGUUUACCUGUCCAGCAGAAAGGUUACAGGGUCACCAAGAUCCCCAAGCGUCCCCCAUCGUUUAUGUUGACCCGGCUUUUUAGCUCUUGUCCGGUCUACCUCCGUUUUAAGCGCCCGUUAUUCCUCCAGAGUCUCCGGUAUUUACUUUGUUUUCUUGCUUGUGUCGGCAGUCGUGACCAAAGGAGGAUUCAGACAAUUUUCCGAACUUUCUGGUUGGUUUCUACUGUCCGAUAUUGUAGCACGCUAACUUUGUUUGGGCUCCUGAACGACACGGGGGAGCAGCGUCUGCCUCACAACCAAUCAGGUUAGAGGAGGUGGAGAACGGCUUUGUUUACAGUCAGAAAGAGCGGACCGCUCAAAAAUGUUCAAAUGUUGACGACACAGACAUAAGAGAACACAGAGAUAUCGUUAUAUUACCAAAUGUCAUCAAUAACUAUUGACUGAUAUUAAAAGCUUUUUUGUUUAUACACCACAAAAAGCUGCUUCUUUAACCGAAUCCUGCCUACCCCACCUUUAACUAAGAGGCUCUUAUCGUUAAAACAGAAAAAUGAUGGAGUGUUGAAUAUAAGCCGUUUUUCCCCUAUAAAGAAAAAAUUCUAAAAUAUAAUUAUCUCCAACAAGUAGAAAAAAAUCGCUUUGUAUGGAAAACAUUUCAAUAAUAAAAUGUUAUUUCAUUUUUUAAAUGAUGUAAAAUAAGAAAGAGUCAGCAUUUAUUAUAACCAUGUGCAUCAACAUUAAAAUGGUUUAUCACUCCUACUAUUUGUCUGAAAUUUCCGGAAUAUCUUGGACUCACAGUAAUGAUGUAAAAUCCUUAAUAUAGGUGUUUUAUAUAUAUAUGUCUUAUUAAAAUAAUAGAUCUAAUGAUAGCUCUGGGGCGAAUUCCAGCCUAUCAGACGUACAGUAGCUCUCAGUCACUCUGCUGUUUUACCUUAUAUGGAUAAAAAUGGAUCACUGUCUCUGUCUCUCUCUCUCUCUCAUUGUCUCUCUCUAUCCUACACACACACCUUUCUCAAACACACACCUUUCCGUCUCUCUCCUUUAACAUGUUCACACACACUCUGACAGGUAACGUUUGUGUGACCUUGUCUCUCCAGGUGCCGACUCUCACUUUGUUAUUCAAAGCAGCUGGACAGGACUGAUCCUGCUUUUAUCCAAAUGCUGCACAAACUAAAUACAAUCAUAAUAAUCAAAUAAAAUACAAGCCCAAGUCUCGAUAGAGGACAUCAAUAUAAAAUGUGAACCGUAAAAACGCUCAGAUCCUUCAUAUUUUUUUAUGACCCUGUAAAUUUUUUUUACUACAAGUGAAAUCCGGCAUUUCAUUUAGGAAGUUUUAUCACCAAAAUGAACCCAAAGCUCUCGAAGUGAGGUGAAGAAGUGAUGCGUGGUCCCUUUCAGUGGCAGUAAUGGAAAAAAAACUGCUGAGCAUGCAACAUCUCAUAAUAGAUCACUUAAUUAAACACUUAAAAAUUCAAUAGAAUACUAAAUUACUAAAAUAAGUGACCACUGCAGCUCUAAACUGGUUUAUUCUAACUAAACUAAACCUCACUCGUCUACAUGUGGAGCUCCAGGGCAGAGUGAUAUCUUAAAUCAAGAGUUUGCUUAAUGCUCUUCUCUGUUUAUACUUUAUUUAUCCACAAAGUGCUUAAGAGUGGCGCAUCUGUCUUAGAGCAUCUCCGGCUGAACAGUUUCCUGUCUCUAACACUCAUUAGGAGACAUUACAGGCAGUCACACACGUCAAUAUUGAUGAUAAGUGAUGUUACUCAGCUGCUUCUAAGUGACUCCAGACUCACUGGACUUUACAGACGUGUAUGUUGACAACAUAGUUUUAAAACAUGAUUGUACUCACUGUAAGGGUGAAAAACUGUCUUUUAGAGGUUAAAAAAGGCAGAUUUGACUCAUUAAGAGUCGUUUAUAUCACCAUAAGUGUCUAAAACAAAGUACAUGAACGCCUCCUCAUCUGCUUCUGAUCCGGACAGGAGCAAAUGUAGCAAGAGCGUUUGUUUGACAAACAGCUGACAGGAAGAAGACAUCGGGGGAUUUUAAGGAGGACGUUUAAUCAAUUAAUCUUUAGAGGAAGUGGCAGGUAAAAGUAGGCGACUAUUAUGCUGUGUUACAGUUCAGCAGGAGUCCAUUUAUUUCCUGCAUGAGGCAAUUUUGGCAGAGUAACAAUUCAGAAAACUGGGAGAUGAACUUCAGAUGUCUUUUGUGUUGUAGUAGUUUGACACUUUGGGAUAAGAGCUCAGUAGCAGGGAUAAAAAUUUAAAAACUUGACGCAUCGUGAGAGGUAGUCGGUGUGAAUGACAAACCAAAAUCAAAGACGUUAUUAUGUCAGAAUACAAAAGCUGUACAUACAACUAAAUAUUUUUUAGUUUGUGCGAUCGACCUAUAGAAGAGAACCAUACGACACAACAGCAGACAAUGGAAUCCACUGGCCUUGGGAGACAAGCAGCCUUCCAGUGUUAACUUUGAGUUUUGAUCCCACAGAGAGAAUCAGUGUACUCUACUUCGAGAGACUGUCUUAAGGAACGUAAUCGGUGACGAUGAACAGUUAAUAUUUGAUGAUCUUUGUGUAAACCUGCAGUUUGGUUUCUUUGUCUGAUGAUGGAAAAGUUGUGACCUCAAUGCAGUUCAGUGGAUUUCUAAGCCCAAGUGUUGACUGUGAACAAUUGAUGUAGUUGCAAGUCUUACCUUCCACCAGCUCAUCCAUGCUGGUGAUCUUGCUGCCAUCUAUGGUGUAGAUCGUUCGCACACCUUGUGGCAGAUGGAGGUUAUCCGCCAACGAGCGCGUCAGCUCCAUCAGCAAUGCAUCGUAGGAGCGAAACCUAUCACUCGAAACAGCAUACACCAAACCCUUGAAGUAUCUGUCUCCAUUGCGAUAGAACCGGACCUUCUUGGCUCGUUUCUCGGAGGUGAGUGCUUGAAGGGUCCGGGUCCGGUAGUAACUACAGUUGGCACUAUGGGCGGGACUAGGGACCAGGCUGCUGCCUCGUGAGCUGGGGCCAGACCCCCCACCACCAGCACUGCUGGUGGAGUCAUCUCUCUUGGCGCGUGGGGAGCGUCCACGACGAACCUUGUCGCGUUCGUCGAAGUGCUCCAGCUCAAGGGUCUUGCUCAAAGACAUGGCGAAUACUGAUUGAGUCAAGUCCAACAGAGUCCUUGCUACAUUUGAUUCAUCUUCCAAGAGCUUAAAACUGUGACUCUAAUCUCAGCUACCUGGGGUCGAGCCUAAUCUUAAACCCUAGUUAUACAAACCCGCAAGGAAGUCCUUUUGAGAAAUGGCAACUCCUUUUUUGACCCCGGAAAGAUUAUAAUCCUGAGACUACUGUGGAACCAGUAAGGUCAGUUCUGGAAAGCAAUCCACUUCAGUCUUCAAGAAGCGGUUUUUCUUUCUCACAACCCAUCAGUAGUCUAGUUGUCUUGGUAUGAGGACAAGAAGACCCCAAAAAGGUCUGUUUUUUUGUCUUUACAUACCGAGUCCUCACUUUGGUUCCUUAAGAUUGACUCACAAUUCUAUUGCAACACGAAAAAAUAGCAAAAGUAGUCCUUGUAGUGUCCUUUCCAGACUUGAUACCAACGAGACGAUGAUGAAGAUAGUGUCAAAGUCCAACAGGUCAAGUUUCAGUGGUUCAUUGAAGGCCUCUCUGAUGCUUAGACUGCUGUCAGAAGUUGCUGCAUUUCUGGGGUUCUCUUUGAACGUCUUAGCAUUUCAAGAAACUCCUUCCCAAGAGGGUUUUCCUCAAACUAAUUUCAAGCUCCAGUGAAGAACAUUAAGGCAAUGAAAUCCACAUUCAUCCCAGCACAUGUCCCCGUUUUUUCUUGGUGACCAGGACGUCUCUUCGCUACAGUGACCUUCCUGUAGUCCCAGUGAUCUGGCUUUAAAGCUCCUUUUUAUGCAGACCCUGUGCGAAUCUGUUGAGUCCCCGCUUCAGAUCUGCCACAGUUGCUCUUGCAAUCCAAUUAUUCUCUGGAUUCCUGUCCUUGUCACACUUUUGUCUUCCUGCAUCCUCAGCAUGCGUCCAUCGCUGAUAAAAAGAAAUGACAAUCACAUGGUUUAGAGAUCCUGUCUUAAGGAUACGCAACAACCAGCAGAUUCAGCCCUCGAAUGUUGCUCCUGUUGCAGAAAACGAUUAUGAUUUAUAGUUAAUCCAGUGGUUUUUCAUUACUUAACACAUGCUUCAAUCAAGGGUGGACUCUGUGCACUGCAAAGACUUGGCUCCUUUUACCACAUGAAUGCAUGUGCUUUUCUGAGCUUUCUAUGUACAGCCUGCAGGGUUUAAUCGAAAUGAUCAUGCAAAAGAGUCUGUAUCUAAACACACCUUCCUUAUUUCAUUGAACUGUAUCUCCUGUAAGGCCAGAAGGAGAUAUCUGCAUUCAUUCCCAUUUCGGUUGGAAUAACCUGGAGCCUGCAGGAAAUUUUGAGCUCGCACAUAAAUAAAAACAGAAUCUAUGUGUUCUCUAUCUGAUCAGAUCAUUGACUUUAUUCAUCUAUCCGCCCAAACACUGCUAAAGCUGUGCUGUCAGCGCCAUUCAAACACACACACCCGCACACACACACUGAGAGGGAGGCACCUACCAAUAAUGCCGUGUAACCGGUUUGUUGCUAUGGAGGCUUUCUUCCCCUUCCCUCCGGUGCCGUGUUCCGGUUCGCUCCGGUUGAUCCAGGCGAAUCGCAGGAACCGUUACGACAGGGCAGACCCGGUGGGAGCUGACCCGCCUACCCGGGAGAGAGGGAUGCAGCGGCGGCAGGUUGCACCGGAGGAGGACCGGGAUGCACCGAGGCAGACGGUGGAUAGCAGCAUGGCCGCUGCAGCAGAGAGAGAGAGGAGAGACCCGGCUAAACACCCCCGCCCCUCCCCUCUCAUCCGCGGCUGUACGUGAUGACAACGUUCUUCCCUCCCUUCCCUCCAGCCUCUCCCUCUCUCUCUCUCUCCCGGUGUUUUUAGACGUCUCUCUAACUCUCUAUCGCGGUUUUUUUUGUCUCGAUAAUUCAAAUGAAGUUUGUUUUGUCGUUUUAACGGUUACAGCCCGCAAACAUAUUCAAAUAACAACCGUUUAUUGACUUAGUAAACACGAAGAGGUGAAAGAGAAGAAUGUUUUGAACAAAUUUACCGAUAUUUUUCAGAUUUGUGCGCUUGUGGUAAGAUAUUUUUUCCACUUUUAUGACAGCUUGGUAAUCACGGGCUUGGCCACCUUUAGCCCGGUUUAGCUAACAUUAAGGCUGAAACUGCCCAGUAUUAGCCCAUUCACAAAGAUAGGAAGUUUUAUAUUUUCUUGGGGAUAAAUAAAAGUGAAACAAUUUUUCUCAUUGUUUCAGUAUACCGUUUAGGUCGCUGAUAAUAACGUUUUAAGACAGAAACAAGCUUGGCAGGGAAAAGUGACAGUGACGGUUAGCUUGUGCCAACCAGGAAUUAGUCUGCCCCUUAGCUUCAAAACUGCAACGUAUAACUUCAUGACGAACUGUGGUAAUUUAACAAAGAAGAUUGGUGUCAAUUGAUUUUAGUCUGGCACAGGAGUAAUCGUGAAAUUAAGACAUACAUUCUAUGUCUUUUUUAUUUUUGUCUUUUUGAUUUUAAAUAAUUUUGUCUUUUUGACUUUAAAUAGUUUUGUCUUUUGAUUUUAAAUCAUUUUAUCUAUUUGAUUGUAAAUAAUUCUAUGUUUUAUUUAUGUUAAUUUUAUGUCUUUUUUAUUUUAAAUUGUUUUGAUCUCUCCUUUUUAAUUUUUUAUUUUCUUGCAUUACUUUGAUUUUUCAACACUCUACAAGAAAAUAGGAAAUUUCAUCUAGACCUGUUAAAAUUAUACAGCUUUGUGUCUUAAUUUAGAUUUCAGGUGUCUUUGGGUCAGCUCUCAUAACAUUGGGUAGAACCAGGCCGUACCAGGUUAAAUUCGAAUGAACUGAAACAUUGAGGAAGCAGCUAAUUUUAGCCUGAUUCCAGUCAGCAAAAAGUCUGCACACACUAACUGUGAAGGUAAGGUUAAACUUUGCCCUUUUUUGACAUUAGACAAAGUGAAGAAAGGUUUGAUACAUUUACACAACAGACAUGUUUAAUGGUAUAGGCUAAAACAUAAAUAAAAGAUGAUUAAUUACUAUAAUGGCUUGAGUAAUAAAUAAUUCUGCUCUAUAGGUGAGAUAAAUAUUUGAUGAGGCUGUGGUGAGCUUGGUUCUUCAUUUCACUCAUUGUGUUGCCAUUGUAUGUUUGAAUUUUAGCUUUAUGGAUCAUUUAAUCAGUGGUAACAGGCAACAACACUGAAACCAUUCCAUGAUGCGUAGAAAAUAACAGAAAAAUAACAUCUUGGUAGUGCUUAAAUCAAAAUAACAGUAACAGUAGGUUACUCAACUUUUCCAUUCAUUUACAUUGUUUAUUUUUUUAAAUACUGGUUUUCUUUCAGGUUAAGUAACAAAAUUGAACCAACAUUAAAUUAAAACUUUUAUCUGUAGAUAACUUGCUUUUUAAACACUGAUUGGUAAAAAGUUGUUUCUGUAAGGAUUUAACCAACAAGUGGUGAUCUGCUCAUUACAUCAGUAUUUUUGUUGUCCUUUUUAUUAAAACUUGUUUACUAAAGAAACCUAUCAAAUCAACACGUAUCUCACCUGCACCUUUCUUUUGUCAAAUUCAGGACUUUUAUUGUGGAGAGACGUGAAUGACGAGGCCCCACCCUUCCUCAGUUUGUCUGAGAGUGACAGCAGGGGCCCGAGGCAGCCAGACGGCCCCACCUUUUACUGUCAGCCAGACCAGUGAACCACUCAUCCAGAUAUGACAAGGUGGACGAGCUGUUUUUUUCCUUUGCAUGUGCACCCGUUCUAAUAACUGGGUCUGACACCAAUCGGUGAAAUAAUAGCUCACAAAAUACACAAUAUGUUUCUGCAUUUCUCUUUAUUUGAACACAAUCAUACAAUACAGUAGAGACAGUGGAAUCAGCCUGAAAUCUGGUAAUCCUUUAGUAUGUUAGAAAAAAAAAAAAAGGCCCAAUUUCCAUGUGUUCUUUGAAAACUUAUUCGUCUUUGUCCAAAACACUAACCAUAAAUCAGAUUUUAAAUACCCCACACUGACAUGUUUCCCUAUUUGAAAGAAGCAAAACCGUAAAUUCAACUUGACAAUGUGGAAAGUCUCAGGGUUUCAGAUCACCAUUGAGAGGGCUGUCAUUACCUAUACAAGCCACCAGGUGUCACUGUGUUUUAAGCGUCAAAUCUUUUCAACACAAACUGAAAUGCAGCUCAGGAGCUUUAUGAGGCUACAUCCACUCAUCUCUAUAAGGAAGGUAAAAAUAAUGAUGAGGAACAAUCACAGAGAGACAAACUUAUAUAUAUUUAUAUAUAUAUUAAUAUAUUUGUUAAAAAAAAACAUGAAAGGCUGAUACUGAUGCUAAAAUGUUGCGUUAAUGAAAAUGGAUGAGAGGUGUACAUAUGUUACUCAUAGGUAACAGAAGUAGGUUUAACCCAGUGACAACUAUUUAAUGUUAGAUUGGUUGUUUCCAUUUUCAUUAGACAAUUUAAAUGUUGUGGCUUUAUCAGUUGGACAACAUUUACAGUUUCCCCAGAGCAAAAUGAUAUUUACAAAAGAGUUUUACAUAAUCAGUGUUCUUUAUCAGUAGUUAGACAGUAUUUUGUUUCCCAAUCCUUUUGAAUUUGUAGAAGGGAACGUGAAGAGAGAAACAAAAGCCUACCCAGGUUUUCAAUCAGUACGUUUACAUGACACUCAAGAAAACCGAAUUAUUGCCUUAUUCUGAUUAAGACCAGACAACUUAAGUGCAUGUAACACCUUAUUCUGACUAUAAUUGGAGUUUGAGAACUCCGAUUGUAGUCGGAGAACUCUGAUUAAGACACCCAGAUAGUGCGAUUGGAAUUCGAUUUUCUCUACCAUGUAACCAGCGUAGUCCGAGUAUGAUCGGACAAUGCAUGUGCGUGUGCGCCACCCCCCUGAAACCCUGUAACAAAAACACAAGAGAAGAGGAGUAACGUGCAUCUCAUCAGCAGAAAAAGUAGCGGGUACAUCAUCUACGACAAAAACAACGCUGUAUGAUGCUCUAUCUUCUUGCUCUAAAAUGCCCAGCAGCAGUUGUGGACACUUCUUACGUCCGGCACAGACCUUUUUGUUGUUGAAGGUUGUAUGGGGUCGGAAACAGCGCAGCUGAAAAGACCCAUAUCACUCCCUAGUUUUGGGGAGGGGGACAUGUUCACGUCAGUAAUUCUAUUUUCUCAGCUGCAUGUUUACGCGGACAAGGAGAAAAGUCUGAUUCGGGGAAAAAAACAAAUUAUGAGCUUAGUCCGAUUAAGCUGUGCAUGUGAACACACUGAGUGUCAACAACACUAUUUUUAUCAAAACUUUGAUUACCUUCACCCAUCUGCCAAGAAUGCACUUAAAGUUACACCGGCAGACAUAAUGAUGCUGAGGAACCUGCGUAAAGUUCAACAGCAAGAUGGAGGGGUUGGCUGAAAGUUGUUUUGAAGGUAUGGAGGCGGGUUCGACUGUCAGAGGAAACCUUAUAAAAUGACAGAGUACCAGCCACCCAAUCAAGGUACACUGCCACCCGACUAGAUCGUGAACGGCGAGCAGCAACAUUAAAUCUCUGGUUGUCAUACAAAGCAUAACAGCCAUCAUCAGAGCAGUUCAGGCACCAAGACCUGUCAUCCUGUCCCAGCUUACAGUGGGCAUCCCCUUUCUUGUCAGUGGUUUUGUAUGUCAACCCAACGGCAAAGGUUUCCAACAUCUCAAUCUCAAAGUAGGAGCGCUCGUUUAGACCCUGUUGACACAGUAAACGUUGGCAGGUACCAAACCUCUCUCCAUCCUUGGGGAAUUGCUGCUCCUCUUCCACCCAUGACACUUUUCUGUUUUCGUCCGUGAAAGUAAGGAUCUUCUGGGCAGUGUCUUGGUCGAAAGUCAGCAUACAGGCAUCUAGGGUGAAAAAAUAAAAAAAAUGAAAAACAGAAUUUGUGGUUUUGGAUGUUGUGCAAAUAAUUUGGACGCUCUAUUUAUUUGACCAAGGACUCUUAUACUACAGAGCCAUGCAUUUGUAAUACUUGCAGAAUGUAGUUUGGCAUUGUCUUGCUAAAAUAUGAAGGUCUUCACUGAGAAAGUCAUUGUUUGGAUGGCAGCAUACAUCAAGUAGAUACCUGUAUGUAUUGCUCAGCAUUAAUAGAGCUUUACCAGGCAUGUUAUCGACAUGUGCCAUGGACACUUGUGCAUUCCUACACCAGCAGGGAUGCUGGCUUUCAAGUUGUGCUGAUAAUAAACCAGGUGAUUCUUCUCUUAUUUUAAAGCAGAGGAUGCAACAUCCAUCCAGCUUUACACAACUUAUUCAGUGUUUAGGCCAAAGUUCUAACUUAAUCAAGUGUGUAACUGGCACCUCUGUACUAUUUACUAAUUACAUCAAAUUACUUGCAAACCAUCAAAUUCUAUAUUUAUUGAGGAAUCGGGGGUCGCUCAAUCGAAAUUGUUCGUCAUUUCAGUUGAAGAUGGCUACUGGUAGAAAAAGUAAAGGGCCUCCCUUCCUAGACUGUGGACAGCAAUUCUAGACAUAACUUACAUUUCUUGAAUCCUGGUUUCAUCCUGUGAUCCCCGUCAUGAUCAGUGCUGUUAAAAAAUCACAAGAAUUAAACUUUGAGACAGAAAACAGAUGUAACCAGUGUAAAAUCUUUCUCAAAAUGCCUCCAACACUGUCAAUUUAACCAAAAGUGAAAAGACUUAUCUUCAAGCAUUAUGUAAGUACCUGAGUAUGUCGAGCUUGUACUGCGCGUCGCCUUUUAGCUCAGAGAGCAGCUUCUUCCCAGAUUCCCCUGGAUUGUUGUAGCUUAGGUCCAGCUCAAUCAGGUGGGAGGGAUUGGACUUGAGAGCUGAGACCAGAGAAGCACAACCCUCCUCAGUGACCAGACAGCCUGACAACCUUGAGAAACAAAGCAGAAUUAACUUUUUGUAAGCAUCUUUGCAGUUGGUAAGUUUUUCUUCAUCUCUGAGUAAAUUUUAGGAAAAUGAACCAACAUACCUCAGUGUCUUCAGUCUGCAGGACUGACUUGACAGUCCAUCACAGAGUAGCUUCACUCCCGAAUCUUUCAGGUCAUUGUUGCUCAGAUCAAGAUCUCUCAAAGGAAGGUAGGGGAACUUAAGACCAGAGGCCAAGUGUUCAACCCAGUCUUCAGUCACUUUGCAGUCUGCUAGUCUACAUAUGGGUAAAAAGGAAAAAUGAAACCAUUCAAAGGUACAGAAAAAAGUAUCUUGGAAUGUGAUUCCUACCAGGACUUUUGGAUUUUUUUAUACUGAAAGGCUGUCCAAACAAUCCUAUUAUCAGAAAUGUAUGUAACUAAAACUUAAUAUACAUAUUUUUAAAAAGUAAACUUACAUAGCCUUCCUGCUGACCCGCACUGCUGGUAUAAGCCUCCUUCUACCUUCAUCUGUUGUGUUGAAACUCUUCAAGUCCAACACCUCCAGAUCAUUCUCUGAUACCUGCAGCAUGUAGGCUAGUGCUGAGCAUUGUAGGGAAGUCAGCUCUGUUUUGGAACGUUCAGGUAAUCUGAGAAAUUCCUGGAUUUCAUCUUUGACUUUGUGAUCCUUCAUCUCAACCAUUGUCUGGAAGAGGAUGAUGCUUCUGUCUGGAGAAAGGGUCUUCCUUCGAAUGGCUUUAAGGUGUGUCAGGAUUUUCUUAUCAGUAUCUUGACCUUGGUCUGGUGAUGUCAGCAGACCCUGAAGGACUCUCCGAUUCGAUUCAACCAUGAGGCCAAGGAGGAAUUGCAUGAAGAAGUCCAGGUGGCUGUUCUUGUCCUCCAGCACUUUCUCAACUGUCAACUUCAGAAGUUCAAGUAAAGAAUAGCUCUCAUCCUUCAGAUCAAGAAAGUUGCUGAGCUCUUCUGUUUUCUGGUUUGAGAAACAGUCAUAGACAAAAAGGGCUGCGAAGAACUCCUGUAUAGUCAAGUGCACAAAGAAGAAGACCUUCUGAGAAAAGGCCUGUUCCUCUCUGAGGACUCCAGAGCAAAACCCAGAGUAGAUGGUUGCCUCUUUCACAUCAAUGCCACAGUCUUCAAGGUCUUCAUCGUAGAAGAUGAUGUUGUUUUUCUGCAGCUGGAUGAAUGCAAGCUUGCCGAGUUUCAGGAGGAAUUCUUUGUGUUUCUUCAGAAGUUGCUCUUCGCUGCUUUUACUAUAUUUUCUGCUACUGCGUAUUGUCUGGGCGAGCAAGUAAUGGGCCAUCAUCUCUGUAAGAGUUUGAGGGAUUUCAGCCUUAUCCUCCCCAAAGAUCUCCUCAAAUAACACAGCAGAAAUCCAGCAGAAGAUUGGGAUCUGGCACAUGAUGUCCAGACUCUGUGACGAGCGAAUAUGUGACACUAUUCUGUCAGCAAGGCUCGAAUCAUCUCUAAAUCGCCUCCUGAAGUACUCCUCUUUUUGGGAAUCACUGAACCCUCUGAUCUCUGUGACCAUGUCUACAUACUCUGCAGGGAUCUGAUAAGCUGCUGCUGGACGGGAUGUUAUCCAGAGUUUAGCAUCUGGCAGAAGGUUACCCUUGAUGAGGUUAGCAAGGAGACUAGCCACAGAUGUCACUUCAGUGACUGACUUUACCGGCUUGCCUUCAAAGUCCAGUUGAAGUCGACUUUCAUCCAGACCAUCCAGGAUCACUAUGACCCUGGUCUUGACAUAAUUUUCUGAAUUUUCUUGUUCCCCGAAUGCAGGGUGAAACUUAGUCAGGAGCUGAAGUAAGCUUUUGUCAUCACUGAUCAAAUUCAGCUCUCUGAAAGCAAUGCAGAAAACAUAACUGAAGUCCUGGUUCUCCUUCCCCUCGGCCCAGUCAAGAAUGAAUUUCUGCACUGAAAAUGAUUUGCCAAUACCUGCAACACCCUUCGUAAGGACCAUUCUGAUUUUAUUCUGAUGACCAGGCAAAGGUUUAAAGCUGUCACAGAGGUCAACUUUUUUUGUAGGGGAGCCUGGUUUAAAUUUUUGUUUGAUAUGUCUGAACACGUGUUCUUCAUGCAGCCCUUCAUUCUCUUUGAUGGAAAUCAAGAGUGUUGUGUAUUUGCUGUUGAGGGAGCUCUUUGGGUCACCAUUACCCUCAGAUAUCGAAGCAAACUUGCCCUUCAUUUCUUCUUUAAAAAACUGUCUGGCUCUCAUCAAAGGACUGGCCACUGGAACGAUUAAAAACACAUGCAAAUAGAAAAGCUUUUACAUUUUACACACCAAAACAGAAAACAGCACAAAAGUACAUUACUUUUUUGCACAGAAUAUAUUACAGACUUUUUUGUAUUUCAAAACACAUAUUAAGUAUGGACCUAAUAUUAGCAUUGAGCAUAAAUAUUCGUCUUUGUUUUUCUUUUACCUCUUCGGCGUUUGAAUUCACGUCCCAGUUCACUUAAACACUCACAAUCCAGGAUGUGACACUGUUUGCAUGACCAGUGUCCACAAAGACGACGAACUGGAUCCCUCAAAACUCCUGUACAUGCGGAACAACUGGAUGGCUCUCCAGUCGGCUGGCUGUGGAGUGUACAAACAAAGACAAACAUGUCCCAUUAGACAUGUGUCCUCCGCUGGUGUAUGAUUUGUAUGUACAUCUGGUUGUAGUUGGAUUGGUUGAAGUUCGAUCACAGUAUGUGAGUUUCCUAAUUUAAUCCGUUACAGUACCUUUGUGUCUUUCUAUGUCCAAAAACAAUAGGCUCGCCCAUGGAAGCAGCCUUCUCCAUAGAAACAGUGCUGGAUGCUGUGGAUUCCCCAGACUGCUGGCUGUAAGAGAUCAACAA
Xyrichtys novacula (pearly razorfish) is the source of this 14520-nucleotide messenger RNA. The record is from the annotation of a GenBank genome assembly. Lineage: Eukaryota; Metazoa; Chordata; Actinopteri; Labriformes; Labridae.